Messenger RNA from Chionomys nivalis (European snow vole), 2102 nucleotides. It is a transcript of the gene Primpol, whose product is annotated as primase and DNA directed polymerase. NCBI's taxonomy places the organism in Eukaryota, Metazoa, Chordata, Mammalia, Rodentia, Cricetidae. The transcript is spliced from 12 exons. Gene Ontology annotation, cellular component: nucleus; mitochondrial matrix. The record is from RefSeq and is a predicted model, not a curated record. Gene Ontology annotation, biological process: mitochondrial DNA replication; DNA replication, synthesis of primer; response to UV. The coding region runs from base 45 to 1667 and encodes 540 amino acids. Gene Ontology annotation, molecular function: DNA-directed DNA polymerase activity; chromatin binding.
CUUUCUGAGGUUGGAUUUAUUCUCUCCCUGCUUCUGAGCCAACGAUGAGGAAAUGGGAAUCAAUGCGGAAGCAAAUAGAAGAGCGAGCAUCUCACUAUGAGAGGAAGCCAUUGUCGUCUGUGUAUAGACCGAGACUGUCCAAGCCAGAAGAACCACCCUCUAUUUGGAAGCUCUUUCAUCGUCAGAAUCAAGCUUUUAAUUUUGUUAAAAGCUGUAAAGAGAAUGUUCACGUAUUUGCUUUGGAGUGCAAAGCAGGAGAUGGACAACGCAUUUACCUUGUGACGUCCUAUGCUCAGCUUUGGUUUUACUACAAGUCCCGGAAAACUCUCUUGCAUUGCUAUGAAGUUAUUCCUGAGAAUGCUGUGUGCAAGCUUUAUUUUGAUUUGGAAUUUAACAAACUGGCCAACCCAGGAGCUGAUGGGAAAAGGAUGGUUGCAUUGCUCAUAGAGCAUGUUUGUAAAGCACUUGAGGAGUUAUACAAUGUUCACUGCUCAGCUGAAGAUGUUUUCAACUUGGAUUCCAGCACUGAAGAAAAAUUUAGCCGACAUCUAAUAUUUCAGCUCCAUGAUGUGGCAUUUAAAGAUAACAUUCAUGUUGGUAAUUUUGUGAGAAAAAUUCUGCAACCUGCUCUUCACUUAAUUACCCAGGAAGAUGAAGAUAAAAUUCUAGAGGAAAUGGGCCACGAAGCUUCCUGGUUUUCUGAUGUACCAUCAGAACAAGAGACUUCAGAAGCCCGGGAGACGCCGGCGUUGCCUACACAGCACGGCCCCGACCUUUCCUUUUUAGUUGUGAAGAAUGACAUAGGAGAAAAGUGUCUUUUUGUAGACUUAGGAGUUUAUACAAGAAACAGAAACUUUCGACUGUAUCAAUCAUCAAAGAUAGGAAAAUGUGUGGCUUUGGAGGUUGCUGAAGAUAACAGAUUUAUCCCAGAACAGUCAAAAGAUAUUUCUGAGGAAAACCAGUAUUUCCUGUCUUCCCUGGUGAGCAAUGUCAGAUUCUCAGACUCUUUACGAAUUCUCACUUGUGACACAUCUCAGACUAAAAGAAAGCGGGCUGAGUAUUUUAACAGCACUGGCGCUUCAGCCGAAUCCAUUGAAGGCUUUCAAUGCUCACCGUAUCCUGAAGUUGACCAAUUUGUUAUUUCUUUGGUGAAUAAACACGCCAUUAAAGGAGGAAUUCGGCGUUGGAACUACUUUUUUCCAGAAGAAUUACUGGUUUAUGAUAUUUGUAAAUAUCGUUGGUGUGAAAACAUUGGAAGACCCCACAAAAGUAAUAAUAUUAUGAUUCUGGUUGAUCUGAAAAAUGAAGUUUGGUAUCAAAAAUGCCAUGAUCCUGUAUGUAAAGCACAAAACUUCAAAUCUAACUGUUUUCCAUUACCCACUGAAGUAAGUCUGCGGUUUCUUCUGAAAGAGGAGGAGUUCACUUCUGAUGAAGCAGACGAGUUCAGCAACUCACUGGCCAAGAAUUCUCAAAUCCCAUCAUCCAGCAGCCUGUUACCAGGCGAGUCUUCCGAUGCUGACUGGGAUGACAAAGACGAUGCCUGCUUCCUAGAAGCCACAGAAGAUGCUGAAUUUGCUGAUGCUGCAGACAGGAGUCUUCUUGGUGACAGGAGUGCAAUGGACGAUAUUCCUGACGAACUCAUUAUGGAAGCAUUACAGAGUAGCUAACCAUGGACAGGAUACAUAAUGAGGCUACAGUUUGCCUGAAGCCUGAGAUUUGAUGACAUAAAUGUUAAAUUAGGGCUGCGGCUAUAGCCCAAGAGUAAACUACUUACCUAGCAUGUGCAAGGCCCUGCAUCUAAUCUGCAAUACCAUAAAAAAAAAAUCAAAUUACAUUAGCUUAUUAUUAAACCUGUUUAUAACAACCGUUUUAUCACUUAGCUUUCUAAUAAUUUGCUUUUUACCUGAGCCAGUUUUAUUGAAGAUUAACUUUGACAUACUUCAAUAGAUGCUCCUAAUUAACCAAAACUAUUCCAUGCUUGCACUGACAUCAUUAAAAGUUUAUUGUAGGGUAAAACUCUUAUGCCAAGUGAUGACUAACAUGUCAAGACUGAAAUUUAUUAAUAAUAAUCAGAACUACAUGGUUUCUGAAACUGCUACAAU